This is a messenger RNA of Bactrocera neohumeralis, 2765 nucleotides long. RefSeq names its product opioid-binding protein/cell adhesion molecule homolog. NCBI's taxonomy places the organism in Eukaryota, Metazoa, Arthropoda, Insecta, Diptera, Tephritidae. The record is from RefSeq and is a predicted model, not a curated record. Gene Ontology annotation, cellular component: neuron projection. The coding region runs from base 849 to 2426 and encodes 525 amino acids. The transcript is spliced from 11 exons.
AGAGAUAUCAUCAAAAGCGAAGGAGAAUUGCUGUAGUAAAUAUGUAGUAUAAAAAUUUUGUGAACGAAAGGCAACAAGACAAUUAAGCAUAAUAACAAAUAAAAAACGCAGCCGAAUUUAUUUAUUUAUAUAAUAAAUUUUUGCCAUUUUGUUAAAAUUUUGCAAAAUCUGAAAUAGAAAUAAAUUUCUUCAAAAGUGUGUACUAAUAGCAGAAUGCAAUGUGCUACUAAUUGUUAAAAACUAUUUGUCGAUUAUAAUAAUUUCUAACGAUUCGAAAAUAAAGCCCUAAAAUAUCCAAGCCAAGUGAAUUCGCAGCUGUUUUAGCGUAACAUUUUCAUUUAGAACGAAGCAGCAGAGAAGUGAGUUACCAUACAGUGGAUGUAUGUAAAUAAAUGCAUGUAAUUGUAACAAUUGUGGCAAUAAUAAAAUUAACGCGUCAAAUAUCGUGAAAACAUUGUGACAUCGGCAAACGCGUAAUUUAACAAACUCUGAAACGGUCCAAGUAAAACUGCCUGCCAAGCGAACAACAAAAUCGGGAACAUGGUUGGGUUUACAUAGCGUAGAAUACGAACGACGCUUGCCAAAGUAGCAAGAACGAUAGUGAAAACAAAAUAACAACAGUGAAAAAUACAACCAAUAUAACACCGCAGCCAACGUGUAUAAUUAAAAUGAAGUGAAAAAGUAAAAUACCAAAAUUUUUGUUGUUAAUUACCGCAAUUUGUAUUAACAGCUUCUGGUUUUGGCUUGACAAUGGCGCAGAUGCUGGUGGUAGUUUACUGCCGCUUGCUUCCGGCACGCAUAUAACCAUUGCAGCUGGUGAUGCCAUCGCACACACAUUCACUAUCGAAAUGCGUGGUCAAAGUCACUAUCACGAUGGUAGUGGAGGAGGCGGAGGAGACAGUAGUGGCAGUUUGGAUAAUAUGAAUUUGGAGAAUAUGGAUAUGCAUGCCUUUGAUCAUGAUGCUGGUAUGAGUGGUGUACCAGAAGAGUCAGAGGAACGCGAUCAUAUCGCGCCACAUUUUGAGAUGAAACAUUACGAAGAGUUGCUCGAGGAUAUUAGAGAUGACGCAUCUACGAAUUUAUUACCUGAAAAAGAUUUACCAAAAUUUGGUGAGCCAUUACAAAAUGUCACGGUAGUAGUGGGGCGAGAGGCGGUGCUGCAAUGUGUUGUCGAUAAUCUGCAAACCUAUAAAAUUGCGUGGCUGCGCGUCGACACACAAACAAUACUGACGAUACAAAAUCACGUUAUAACGAAAAAUAACCGAAUGAGUAUAACCCAUGCUGAGAAACGUGCUUGGAUAUUGAGAAUACGUGAUGUGAAGGAAGCGGACAAAGGCUGGUAUAUGUGUCAGAUCAAUACGGAUCCGAUGAAAAGUCAAGUUGGUUACCUUGAUGUUGUAGUGCCACCGGAUAUUCUCGAUUAUCCCACCAGCACGGACAUGGUGAUACGAGAGGGCGCGAACGUUACGUUGAAAUGUGCAGCAGUUGGCUCACCAACACCGACCAUAACGUGGCGUCGUGAAGGUGGUGAGCCCAUACCGCUGCCCAACAAUACCGAAGUCAUCGCCUACAAUGGCUCCUACCUGACGAUCACUAAAGUACAACGCCUUAAUAUGGGUGCAUAUUUAUGCAUCGCCUCGAAUGGCAUACCUCCAACGGUCAGCAAGCGUGUACUGUUGGUUGUGCACUUUCCGCCAAUGGUUUGGAUACAAAAUCAGCUAGUCGGUGCUGCCACCGGCCAAAACAUAGCACUUGAGUGUCAGUCAGAGGCGUAUCCAAAGUCUAUAAAUUACUGGACGAAAAAUUAUACGAUCAUUGUACCAGGCGAGCACUUUGCAUCUGAAACUUUUGAAAGUGGCUACAAAAUUCCUAUGCGUUUAACCAUAACAGAUGUUGACACAUCGGAUUUCGGUUCUUACCGUUGUGUGGCGAAGAAUUCUCUUGGUGAUACGGAUGGCACAAUUAAACUCUAUCAUAUUCCGCAAACAACGACAGUAACCACAUUAGCACCCACGGUGGCUCUAAAUACCGUGCCAGUAGUGGUUACGAAAUACAACAACAAAGAUCAACGUUUCAGUAAAAAAAUUCACCGCACAAAAUCGAAUGUUGCAGAUAUUUCAUCGUCAUCAUCAUUGAACAAUGUUUAUAUUGGUGCCACAUCGAGCUUAUGGAAUUCACAAGAUCACGGCACAGGGAGUGAGCAUAAUCAAUCCUUACCUUGUAAACCCGAAAUGACGUAUAAUGUACUCUGCGGCACAAAAUCAGCUGACCAACUGGUUUCACCUACAGUGGAUUCUUCAAGCGCCUUUUCUUCCAAUCAUAAUUCACAUCGUAAUGCAGUUUGCUGGGCGUUUCUCUUUCACCAAUUAUACAAGUUGUUUAUAUGGCCCGAACGUCUGCGAAAAUCGACUUAUUACUUGAUAUAAAAUAUAAACGAAAGUAUUCAGCAUUACAGUAGCAGGAUAUCAAAAUGCGACAACUUCAGCUAAUGUAUCUCUGGAAGUAUACAUAUGAGAAGAUAAAUCAAAGAUGCCUUGGAAGAUAUGAAGUAUUAAUACAAGUAGUAAGAAAAUAAGAGGAAAACUAUGGUGCAUUUAUAAUAAUACGUGGAGAAAUAUUUUAUUCCCAUUCUGUGGCCAACAUACGAUUUGGAGAUACAACUGUCAUAUUUGUAUUGUGGUGAAUUCUUCCAAAUGGCAUCACAUACAUACAUAGAUAUAACAUAAACACAAAGGAGUUGAAAACCAGUACCACCACUUGAAAUG